UCGAAUAAUGAUGAAAUCAUCAUAUUUGUUGUUGAUGGUAUUAUCAUUAUCAUCAUCAAUUAUUAUAACGAUUGUCGAUUCAGAUACUAUUAUUACUACUACUACUACUACUACUAGUACCGGUACGGGUAUAAAAAACAAAUUUCAUAAUGAUGAUAAUAAUGAUGAUGAUGAACAGCAUCCAUCAAGACAAAUUCUUCAUAAUCUAUUACAUGGUAGAGAUGAAAAUUUUGGUAAAUUAAUCAAAUGGAAUAUACCGAUGUCUGUGUUGAAAGAAUCCACACAAAUUGAUUGUGGCGCCACUAAAGAUCUAUUGGAAGAAAAUACAAUAGCAAUUUCAAUUUGUGAUAAUCAUAUAUUUCAAUUUCAUCGAGAUUUCAAAGUAACCAUUUAUCCACAAUCACGGCAAAAAUAUUCACUACAUCCGGAUCGUUUACAUUUAAUCGAUGGUUAUCAAGUGGAUUUAGAACGUAUUGCAUCAGAAAUGGUCAAAAAUGGUGGUUUUCGUGAACGAUCACAAUUUAUUAUGAAUUAUUUGCCUACAAAUGGAUCACGAUUAUGGAUGUCAUUAACACGUCCGGCACAUGGUUUCGAAUGGCGUGCACGUAUUAUGGUUGCCGAUUAUCAAUCAUGGAUGUGUUCACAACAUGCUAACCACAUUGAAACUGGACCAGAAUUUCGUUUUGAAUAUGAAAUGAAUGAUCAACGUAUUCGUACUAUACCAAUAUCGGCUGGUACACGUUUCUUUCAAAUUGCACAUAGAAUCGAUCAAAAUGAUUUUUUAAUCUAUGCCGAUGAUAUGUACAUGGACAAUGUAUUCUUUGGAAAACUAUGUUUAGGCUAUAAAAAAGAGAAUUCAUUACGUUUAAGUGGCAAAAAUGAUUGUGAAUAUGGUGAUGAAAAUGAUGGUAAAAAAAAUGCAUUGGUUCAUUUAUUGGAAACAGUUCAAUAUGGUUUCACGACAUUCACACAAUUGGCAUUGAUUUCACCGACAAAAGAAAUGGCCAUUCUGAUUAAUCGUAGAGUUUUAACAAAUUUUGAACAUGAUUAUACAUAUCAUACACAUAAAUUGAUAGAUUUUUUUGUUUGCGAUAAAAAUCCUAAUAUUAAACGUUUGGAUGAACCAAUGAAAGAUGAUGAUGAUAAAAGACGUAAAAAACGUAUGGUUAUGAGAAGAUAUUGAGCAGAACAAAAAAACAAAUGAUGAAAAACAGCAGCAACAAGUGAAUGAUUUUGAUUUAAUUUUG
This is a messenger RNA of Dermatophagoides farinae (American house dust mite), 1247 nucleotides long. RefSeq lists its product as uncharacterized. NCBI's taxonomy places the organism in Eukaryota, Metazoa, Arthropoda, Arachnida, Sarcoptiformes, Pyroglyphidae. The record is from RefSeq and is a predicted model, not a curated record.